UCUGUCUAUCCUCUCUGGUCUCUUCCUCUGCUGGCCUGCCUGACUGCCUGAGUUGCCAACUGAGCCAGUUAGUCUGACGGUUCCUAACCCAUUUCAUUCAAAAGAAAGAAAAACUACUUCAGAAUGUCUUACAGGACCACAUCCACCUCCUACAGGAGCUCUUCUGCCCCAAGGAACUUCAGCAGCAGCUCCUAUGCUGGACCAGGCAGCACGAACGCCCGCAAGAGCUUCACAGUGAUGAGCUCUUAUGGAGGUGGUGCCGGCAGCAGGGGCUUCGGGGGAGCUGGCAUCACCAGCAGCUCUGCCUACAGCGUCAGCUCACAGAUGGGUGGUGCAGGAGGCAAAGGUAUGGGAAUGGGUAUGGGAAUGGGUAUGGGUAUGGGUAUGGGCUUUGGAGGAGCUGGAAUUGCCCAGGCCCCCAUCACCGCCGUGACAGUCAACAAGAGUCUGCUGGCCCCCCUCAACCUUGAGAUUGACCCCACGAUCCAAGUUGUGCGCACCCAGGAGAAAGAGCAGAUCAAGAGCCUCAACAACCGCUUUGCUUCCUUCAUUGACAAGGUCCGCUUCCUGGAGCAGCAGAACAAAAUGUUGGAGACCAAAUGGAACCUGCUGCAGGGCCAGACCACCACCCGCUCCAACAUCGACGCCAUGUUCGAGGCCUACAUCACCAACCUGCGCAGACAGCUGGACAGCCUGGGCAACGACAAGGUCAAGCUGGAGGCUGACCUGCACAACAUGCAGGGCCUGGUGGAGGACUUCAAGAACAAGUAUGAAGAUGAAAUCAACAAGCGCACAGAGUGUGAGAACGACUUUGUCCUCAUCAAGAAGGAUGUGGAUGAGGCCUACAUGAACAAGGUUGAGCUGGAGGCCAAGCUGGAAAGUCUGACAGACGAGAUCAACUUCCUCAGGUCGAUCUAUGAGGAGGAACUGCGUGAGCUCCAAACCCAGAUCAAGGACACUUCAGUCAUUGUGGAAAUGGACAACAGCCGUAGCCUGGACAUGGACUCCAUUGUGGCUGAAGUCAAGGCACAGUAUGAGGACAUCGCCAACCGCACCCGUGCAGAGGCCGAGACGUGGUACAAGACAAAGUAUGAGGAGAUGCAGACAUCUGCCAGCAGAUAUGGAGAUGACUUGAGAGCCACCAGAACAGAAAUCGCAGACCUCAACCGCAUGAUCCAGAGGCUGACAUCAGAGAUUGAUGCCAUCAAGGGACAGCGGGCUAACCUGGAGGCUCAGAUCGCUGAGGCUGAGGAGCGUGGCGAGCUGGCAGUGAAGGACGCCAAGUCUCGCAUCAAGGAGCUGGAAGAUGCCCUGCAGAGAGCCAAACAGGACAUGGCCCGCCAGAUCAGAGAGUACCAGGACCUGAUGAACGUCAAGCUGGCUCUCGACAUCGAGAUUGCCACCUACAGGAAACUGCUGGAAGGAGAGGAGGACCGGCUGGCAAGCGGCAUCAAGGCAAUCAACAUUUCCCAACAGAGCACAAGUUACAGCGGCUUCCCCAUGGACAGUAUGAAGAGCAGCUACUCGAGCAACUACUCCAGCGGUUUCGGCAGCGGCUCCGGCGGUUACGGCAGCAGCUCCGGCGGUUACGCAGGCGGUUACGGCAGCAGCUCAGGCAGUUACGCCGGCGGUUACGGCAGCGGCUUCAGCAGCGGCAGUGGCGCCGGAGGCUACAGCACCACCCAGAGCAAGAAGAACGUCGUCAUCAAGAUGAUUGAGACCAAGGAUGGAAGAGUGGUGUCCGAGUCCUCCGAAGUCAUUGAGGAUUGAAGCGUCUAGUGUAGAAGUGCAGCUACCUGUCUGCUACGAGCUCCUCUUCCUCUCUGGUAGUCUUAUACUCACAGCUCACAUGACCUCAACUAUCGUAAUAAACAAGUCUGAAGUAAAAAUGCCUUCCAACCACGCUCUGACAGAGCACAAACAUGUUUUCCAUAAAGCAAUAAAUGACACUAACACUACCAAAGAUCUGAACGGGACCAAAGAACUUACUCUGUAUGUCUAAUGUCUGAUGGUUUGUACUAAAAGAAGUAGUUUUGCAUCAAAAAGUGAAUUUAAAAGUGCUUAAAUUGCAACUAGAAAGGAAAAAAGGUCAUAGCACACUCCCAUGAAGUCUAUGCAACUUUUAAUCCAUAUGAAGGGUCGUUGUGUUGAAUUAAAUGGACAGAGCCCAUGUAAAAAGGAAUGUGAAUGUAGUGAAACUGAGCUCCAGUGUUGUUGGACAACUAAUGUUCUAAACUAGCCUGCUACAGUAGGUAGUGAUUUCCCUGUGCGUGUCCUUUUAACUUUAAUUGUUUAACCCCUUAGGAAGCUGCCCACAUGUCACACAUUUGUCCUGAGGUGCUGUUUUUGCUACCAAACUGAAUAAAAAUGUGUUUACUGAGUAAAA
This is a messenger RNA of Nematolebias whitei (Rio pearlfish), 2386 nucleotides long. RefSeq names its product keratin 8 (gene krt8). The coding region runs from base 124 to 1770 and encodes 548 amino acids. Gene Ontology annotation, biological process: keratinization; intermediate filament organization. Lineage: Eukaryota; Metazoa; Chordata; Actinopteri; Cyprinodontiformes; Rivulidae. Gene Ontology annotation, molecular function: structural constituent of skin epidermis. The record is from RefSeq and is a predicted model, not a curated record. Gene Ontology annotation, cellular component: keratin filament. The transcript is spliced from 8 exons.